Messenger RNA from Drosophila virilis, 914 nucleotides. RefSeq names its product CD151 antigen-like. The record is from RefSeq and is a predicted model, not a curated record. Gene Ontology annotation, cellular component: plasma membrane. Lineage: Eukaryota; Metazoa; Arthropoda; Insecta; Diptera; Drosophilidae.
GUUCUGACUGUCUCAUACAUUUGCACAAAACAAAAUAUAGUCUUUUUUACCCAUUUUCGUCGGGUACAAAGUAUAAAUAUGCAUCGGAAAAUUUUUUUUAGCCGCGAAUAUUUAGUAACUAUUUGCUAUUUUUCCUGAAAUCCAAGUGGUUAACAGAUUUGUAUAUGCCAUCUUUAGUAUUUCAUCAUUGUUGCUUUGGUUUUCGUAACCAUGCUAAUUGGUGGCGUUUUGGGCUACGUAUUUCGUGAGCGUAUGCAGCAAACAAUGCGUCAGGAAAUGCGAUCGACAAUGGCGUUGUAUGGCAGCCGGCGUGAGAUUACACAGGCUUGGGACUUAACUCAGGAGCGAUUGCAGUGCUGUGGCGUAGAUACAUGGCACGACUGGAAUCGAUAUGGACCAGUGCCUGAGUCCUGCUGUCAGGAACUCUUUGGCGGACAACGCAAGGAAUGCACUAUCUUUCCGACUAUCACGAAUCUUUAUAAUCAAGGUUGCCUAUAUGUGGCGACGAACUUUAUAAGAGAUCAUGCGGCAGUAAUUGGAGGCACAUCCAUAGCGGUGGCUAUACUCAUGAUCUUUGGCAUGAUUUUCUCUUGUUUGUUAUUUAACAUGAUUGAAUAGCCUAACAUAGAAAGGAUGGCAAGGGCAACGCCAUUUAUAAAUGUAUUGCAUAAUGUUUACUUAAAGUAUUAUCCCAGUGUAUGCUAUAUAAGACCUGUUACACAAAAGUCGUUGCUUUUGUACUAUGUUUAUCUUAUAUCCCGAAUUAAGUGUAUACUAUCUUAAUGUAUGCUAAGUGGCUUGUCAAUUUUUUGUGCCUGUUAUCUGUUACAUAAUAUUGAACCAUCUUUGUUAUAUUUUGUUAUGAUUUAAGUCCCAAAAAUACAAACGACAAAAAUUGAUUCAGUUAUUAACUA